This is a messenger RNA of Miscanthus lutarioriparius, 1218 nucleotides long. NCBI's taxonomy places the organism in Eukaryota, Viridiplantae, Streptophyta, Magnoliopsida, Poales, Poaceae. The record is from the annotation of a GenBank genome assembly.
AUGGCUUGCUCCGCGCACCUUCUGUCCCAGAGCCUCUACUCGUCCCACUGCUCCAGCUCGGCUGGGCCCAGUAACCUCCGCUCCCAGGGCCGACCGCCGGCACGGGCGUCUCCCGCUGCGAGGCCCGGCUCGAGGGCCAGGGGCUGUCGGGGUGUCGUCAGCCUGAGGGUCGCCGCGUCGUUCGAGGAGGGGAGGAGGCAAGUGGAGGUCUCUUAUGACCCACAAGCAAGGUUUAACCAGAUAGCGGACCAAAUUGACAAGGAUGCUGGGAUGACACGGCUUAACCUAUUUUCACCUUGCAAAAUUAAUGUGUUCUUGAGGAUAACGGGUAAGAGACCAGAUGGGUUCCAUGACCUGGCUUCUCUAUUUCAUGUGAUAAGUUUGGGUGAUACGAUCAAAUUUUCAUUGUCACCAAAUAAAAGCAGAGAUCGCCUGUCAACCAAUGUUCCAGGUGUCCCAGUUGAUGAAAGCAAUUUGAUCAUCAAGGCACUCAACCUUUACCGACAAAAAACUGGGACUAAUAACUUUUUUUGGAUACAUCUUGAUAAGAAGGUCCCAACUGGUGCUGGUCUCGGUGGUGGAAGCAGUAAUGCUGCAACUGCACUAUGGGCUGCUAACCAGUUUGCUGGCUGUAUAGCUUCAGAGAAGGAUCUUCAAGAGUGGUCGGGUGAGAUUGGAUCAGAUAUCCCCUUUUUCUUUUCACGAGGAGCAGCAUAUUGUACUGGUAGAGGAGAGAUUGUCCAAGAUAUCCCAAAUCCCUUGCCGGAAAAUUUACCAAUGGUUCUUAUAAAGCCGCCUGAAGCAUGCUCAACUGCUGAAGUUUACAGGCGAUUCAAGUUGGAACAAACAAGUCAAGCUGAUCCCUUGACCUUGCUCAAGGAAAUAACUCAAAAUGGGAUAUCACAAGAUGUUUGUGUUAAUGACCUAGAGCCACCAGCUUUUGAGGUGUUGCCUUCACUUAAGAGGUUGAAGAAACGAAUUAUUGCAGCUAGCCGGGAUGAUUAUAGUGCUGUUUUUAUGUCAGGAAGUGGAAGUACAAUUGUUGGGAUUGGUUCCCCGGAUCCUCCUGCAUUCGUGUAUGACGAUGAAGACUACAAGGAUGUUUUUUGGUCAGAGGCUUGCUUGCUCACUCGCGAUGAGAACGAGUGGUACAGGGAACCAAUCUCGUCCAAUGCCACGUCUAGCAAAGAAGGUUUGCAAGGCUCGGUCGCUGACUGA